UGAGCACUUCUUCUUCAGGACGCGUCUGUGUAAGUCAUUUAACACACUGUCGCACAGUGAACUGACGAGCGCGAGGAGGAGGGAUCUGUCAUCUUCACGGUCUCAGGCAGCAUGUGGACGGGCUCCUCUCGUGCCACUGUCGAGAGAGAAAUUGCGAGAGCCAGUGUCAAAAUUCGAGAACAUCUAUCUUUGGAUGCAGAGUAAGCUGAUGUUUCACAGCUGUAAAUAGUUUUGGAGUCUUGGUUCAUUGUAUUCACUCUACAGGGCACGCGCUACACUUUGGCGGUGGUGACAGUUAAUCUAUCUGAGCUGGGUUCUCGGCCAGUGCAAUCUAAGGAAGUAAUCGUUAUAAAGGACUAUACACCUGCAACUUGUUCCCAGAACGGUGGUGACUGACUCCCGUUGGAUGUAACGUUGAGCGGAGUGACGCGGGUCGGUUUGCGGGCAAAUAGAGCGGUGGCGGACCAAACGCACAACGUCCAAUUUAAUCUCCCUUCCCGUGUCUCUGCUCCGCCCGACUCAUAACGGAGAUGUUGCUCCUCGGAAUACUGCUCAACAUCUUCAUACGAGGUGUGGUCCCCUCCUUGUCACCCCUCCCCCUUGGCUUUGUAGACUGUGUGGAGGCAGAGAGGGGGUGUAAGGAAGACCCCCGGUGUAAGGAGCUGUACAUGACCCUGGAGUACUGUGCAUCCGAGGAGGCGUUGGCUCCGCUGGGGAACAAGGCCAGCAUAGAGUGCCUGGAGGCCCUGAGCGGCCUGCACUACCUCCCUCUGUUGGCCUGCAAGUGUCAGCGCGGCGCACGCAGAGAGGAGCACUGCCUCAAAGUCUACUGGAGCAUCAGGAUCCGGCAGGGUUAUGAUGACUUUGAGGGGUCUCCCUAUGAGGACUCGCCAGUGGAGUCUUCUCGAAUGGCCUCCUUAGUGGCAGCAGCCUCCUCUCUUCUUCUAGAUGGACAGAACGUAUGUCUGAAGGCAGCCCAGGACUGUGGUCUGUAUGAGAAAUGUGGUUCCCUGAGGUCUGAGUACGUCCUGGCCUGCACCAAGCAUGCCCCAGGCUCGGACCACUGCAACAGGCAGAAGUGCCACCGGGCGCUGCGGCGCUUCCUGGAGCGCGUUCCGGAGGAGUACAGCCUGGGGUUGCUGUUCUGCCCCUGUACUGACAAACUGUGUGGGGAGAGACGCAGGAAGACCAUCGUCCCUUCCUGUUCCUACCAGGAGAGAGACUGGAUACAGCCCAACUGUCUGCUUCUGCAGAGCUUCUGCAGGAGGGACCAACUCUGCAGGUCCAGAUUGGCUGAUUUCCAGCAUAACUGCCAGCCCUCUGGCCAUUCCCCUUCUGGCUGUAUCAGAGAGAGUGGAGCUGUGUGCCUCAAAUCCUACGCCGGACUGAUCGGCACUAUCAUGACCCCCAACUACGUCAGCAACAGCACUGUGGAUGUGGACUUGUGGUGCAACUGCGAGGGCAGUGGCAACCAAUGGCAGGACUGCCUGAGGAUUCAGCACAUGUUCACCAACAACCCCUGUCUGGAGAACUCCAUCAGUACCAUGGGUAGCUCCUCCCCUCGGCCAGUGGAGAGCACUUUUCCCCCGCCCUCUCGCCCCUCCCCCUUGGACCAGCAGAAUGAGCUCAGCAACAACGCCCAGGAUGAGCUCAGCAACAACGCUGUGGAGCAGAGUGAGGAAGAGGAGGAUAUGGAGGAGGAGGAGGGGGGUCAGUUUGACGUGAUCCCUCUCUAUGCUGAGAAGGCCACGGUGUCCAACCUGGGUUCUGGGGGUAGGGAGGUGUCCCCCCGUCUUUCCAUCGGCCCCCUCCCUCCCUGCUGCUGCUGCUUCUGCUACUGUCUGCCUCUCUGAGCUGGGGGUAAGAGGGGGCACCCCUUCACACAGACAAGAGCCCCCCCACACAGAGAGAGAGAGAGAGAGAGAGAGAGAGAGAAAGAGAAAUUUGUACAGUUUUCUUUGUCUUGCUUCACCUCCCACUGUCAGAGACUUGUCUUGUAUGACAGACCGGGAUGAACCAACUCCAAAGUGACGGAGGGGGGUUAAACUGAGUGACUUGAUAUAUUAUAUGUAAUUUCCUCUUUUGGUGAAAACAUGUGACAGGUUACUAUGGGUCCGAUGGCGCUUCAGUAUAUUCAAGCUUAACUCUGUCCAUUCAUACCUCUAUCUCCAGUGAUGGAGAAGUGCUUUCAGUAAGUCAUGAAAAACUAAUCAGUGGUAUGAAGGAAGUAAUGUGCAUAUGUAGCAUCUCUAAACAUGUAGCUUGACAGAGUGUGUGUGUUCUGUCUGUGCCAGUGUGUGAGCGUUAUGCAAAGAGUAGAGGGUUUUUCAGAAUCAUCUUGUCUCCCGCCUCAUACUCACCCCCGUCAGCAGACACACACACACACACACACACACACACACACACCUGGCUGCAGAACAUUAGAUCCAGCAGAUGCUUAUGAUUUAUUAGUCUAUCUGUGUCCUAUGACUCAGCACAGGCCUGGGAGAAUGACCAACGGCAUUAACACAAAUAAAACAGUCAGAAUGAAAGGAAAAAAGGCGUUCCAUGAAUGUGAGUAAUAAAGCAAGUACAAACCAAAUGUAAUAACUUUUCAACAGGUGCAGGCGCCCGUCUGGGGUUGACUCUGGCAAAGAAGACGACGGGGUAGAGAGAGAGUUUAUCGUGUGUGGUCUAUUUCCACUUUUUACUUGUUUUAGUUUGAGGGGAGAUAAUAAUGUACGGCAUGAACUCUUUAUCUUAUAGUGGCUCUUGGGGAAAAAUGUGGGUGAGCGAGCAGUAGAGGGAGAGAAAGAAAGAGUAAACCAGAGAGAGAGAGAGAGAGACCCUUGAGCGGAAACAUACCAUAGAGAAUGGCUGGCCCUCCAUUUCCUCUGUCUUAUAAAUCUUUUGCUGACA
Molecule: messenger RNA, 2898 nt
Organism: Oncorhynchus tshawytscha (Chinook salmon)
Lineage: Eukaryota; Metazoa; Chordata; Actinopteri; Salmoniformes; Salmonidae
Product: GDNF family receptor alpha-4
Exons: 8
Coding region: 531-1853 (440 amino acids)
Biological process (GO): nervous system development
Cellular component (GO): signaling receptor complex; external side of plasma membrane
Molecular function (GO): signaling receptor activity
Source: RefSeq, a predicted model, not a curated record